CAUUGGUACCACUAGCAUGGCUCUAAACCUUGUCUAAGCAGAAAGUCAUUUUAGCCACCUUUUUUUCAUUUUCAUCAUCAUCAUCAUCUUCUGUCAGUCAAUUAACAGUUCUGUACUUUCAUGUGGAGCAUCCAACCCAUUGCUAUCACACCUGAAAUAACUACAAAAAUGCAAUAAACUAUAAUUACAUGUACUAAUUUACUAGAGAUGGUUGUACAUGUACAUGUUCUUAUGUUGUGUAGAAAGUUUAAGUGGGUUAGCAUCAAAAUCAGCUCAAAUUUUGUACACUUUCAAUGACAGCACAUUGGAAAUUAUUUACCAAAUCAGAUUACAAUAGACCACACUUGAUGAACUUAGCAUGCAUGAAUUAGCUACAUGUAGUGGGGGACACUAUUGGAAUGUUGUUCAAGAGCAAGAUAAAGAGAUAAAUGGGUAAUGGAGGACGAGAAUGACAACUUUACUCUAAGCAGUGACAUCAAUGGUCCCCUACUAGCAGCAGUUAUCAGUAUAGAGAUGAUAGGAGGACUCAUUGCAAACUCAUUUGUACUCAUACUGACUACAUGUCAUAUAAAGACUUGGAAACAACCCUCUACUAUAUUCCUUACUAACAUGCUGAUAUCUAACCUCCUGAUGGUCCUCUUUGUGAUGCCUUUCUCAAUAGUUACUUGUUCCAGUGGCCAGUGGUUACUAGGGGACACAGUAUCUCAAAAGGAAGCAUCAUGCAAAGCUAAUGCGUAUAUUAAUAUGUCUAUAUGCAUCAUAGUAACACUGAGCCUGGUACUACUCUCCUUUGAUAGAUACUUCUUCAUUGUAAAAUCCUUUGCUUAUGAGCAACACAUGACGCCCAAUAAAGCAGUUAUAAUUAUCAUCGUAUCUUGGAUAUUAGGACUAGGGCUCAGUAGCCCUCCACUCUAUGGGCUGGGAAUGACUGAGUUCUCAGAUAGUUAUGGUAUUUGCAUACCUGCCUUUGAAAAUGAACCAGGCCUUGCUAUAUACUUUCUAGUUAUGACAUUCACUUUUAUCAGUAGUAUUGUAAUAACGUCAACAUGGACCUUCUGUUAUGCAAGGGAUUAUCUCAAGAAAAGGAACACUAGGAGGAAUCGCAGAGACAGUGUCUACCUAACACAAAGGAGGAAGCUCAUUGGGCUGUUUGGGGCACUCAUUAUUGUUCAUAUCAUUUGUUAUUUUCUUUUCUUAGCAAUUGCUCUCAUUGCACCUUUCCUUCCCCUGCCCCAACAAACUUAUGCAGCUACUUGUGUCCUAAUCUUUCUCAGUACGAUCCUCACUCCACUGGUUCAAGUCUACUUCAGGUGUGAAGUAAGGGAUACAAUAUCCAGCUGGUGCGUUAGAAUUGGAUUGUUAAAAAGAAACGUAGAAAGAGAUCAAGAGCUAUGAUACCCAAUUCACUUUUGUGUUUGUGACACUAACACUACAAUCACAUCAACUUUUAAAAAAGUUUUUUGUCUUUAUUUUAUUUAUUUUUUUAUGUUCUUGUUAACAGAGACUU
Messenger RNA from Amphimedon queenslandica, 1507 nucleotides. Its product is annotated as G-protein coupled receptor 161-like. Gene Ontology annotation, molecular function: G protein-coupled receptor activity. The record is from RefSeq and is a predicted model, not a curated record. The coding region runs from base 436 to 1395 and encodes 319 amino acids. Gene Ontology annotation, cellular component: membrane. The transcript has a single exon. Lineage: Eukaryota; Metazoa; Porifera; Demospongiae; Haplosclerida; Niphatidae. Gene Ontology annotation, biological process: G protein-coupled receptor signaling pathway.